UCCAGAAAACGGGUGGGCGAAAAACUUCGAAUCAGACUGUAGAGAUGGUUGCUAACGGCUUUAAGUGGAUUUUUCAGAGGGGACGGAGUAUCAUGAGAAAAUAUGGCGUUUUAUUCCUGCUGCUCGCUGAUGUUUGCUUCAAAUCCGCAAACGGGUCCCUGAUUACACCUGUGGAUCAUGAUCCUGCUUACGCCUCUCCAGUCGGAUCAUCAGCACCAGCUGCAGCAGCCGCCUCUUCCUCCUCUUCAUCAUCAACAUCAGAGUCUCUGAACGGAGUCGAGAAUCACGAGGCAAAGUGUCCCAGCGGAGGAAUGUGUAAUAAGUUACCAGCCAACUGCUUCACAUGUGCGUACCAUCAAAACUGCAGCUACGGCAAGCCGGCUAAUUUCAACUGUACGACCAAGGAAGGAGUUCACUGCGUGGACGCUUUGGGUCAGCGGCAGAAAGACUUUAACCUGACUGUGGAUUGUCAGUUUUGCUGGCAGCUCGAUCCAGCUCAGUAUCGCUGCAACAUUUCUACCACCUGCAUGACCGUGUCCUGUCCUCGCAAACGCUACAAUGCCACUUGCACCGUCCUGGACCACGUCAACUGCUUAGGGAAAAGGGUAUUUCAGAAGCGUCUCUUCUGCAACUGGACUGGAGGAUAUAAAUGGUCCACAGCACUGACGCUCAGCAUCACUCUGGGUGGGUUUGGAGCCGAUCGCUUUUAUCUGGGUCAGUGGAGAGAGGGACUGGGCAAGCUCUUCAGUUUCGGAGGACUGGGCAUCUGGACCCUCAUCGAUGUCCUCCUCAUCGCCGUUGGUUACGUUGGACCUGCUGAUGGAUCGCUCUAUAUCUGAGACGUAAAGUGAUAUUAUACAGGCCUGUUUUGGUUUGUUUGUUAACAAAGUGAAUUUCAGACUGGACUGGAAAACACACACACACACACACACACACACACACACACACACACACACACACACACACUGCUAACACUCAGGUGAGAUUGAGCUUGAGCUGCUUCUCUCACCACAGCUAGGCUACAGGAAAACGUUCUUCUUGUGUUCACGUAGAAACACGAUGUCUAGCUUAAGAUCGCCACAGGUAAACGACUUCAUAGCAGUCUGCAUGAUUCUCAGUCCUAGUGCUCGUACACGCACAGGGUUUGUGCCGAGCUGUGCGUGAGGAGGUGUGAGAAUUUUUUUUUUCCCCCUCCUUCCUCUAGCACAUAAAAAGACUCAAAGAAAGAUCCUUGGUUUCAGUCUCUCCAAGACUCUUGGAAUUGUAAUGCCACUUUGUAUCUUCGAGAUGCAUAAAUGGUUCCUUCAGUCUCCUAGAGCCAGGAGAAUGAGCUGUAACUGAGGAAAUGAGCGAAAAUGGACACCUGGGAAAGCGUCCUCGGAUGCUUUGUGCUUUUUAAUGUUGAAAAGAGAGAAACAAAAAGCUCAUGGUGUACCAGUGCCAUUACACUGUUGAGCAGUGUAACAUUAUGCCUGUGUGUUUCGUGGUAAUGUUUGUCUCGACCGUAAUUGCAUUUGUACUACCUAUUUAUUUUCUUUUUUUUUUUUUUUUUUAAACCAACUAAGCUCCUGAAAAGAGCAAAUGAUAUGAUUAUCAGUCCUUAAGGUUCAUUAGGUUUCACUAAGCAGAUAUAUUCACGCUGAUGUGUUUUAAAGGACCAAGGCAUGAAUGGGAUGUAAUUAUAGAAAUAAACCAUGCAAAAAUCAAA
Neoarius graeffei (lesser salmon catfish) is the source of this 1708-nucleotide messenger RNA. RefSeq names its product TM2 domain containing 3 (gene tm2d3). The record is from RefSeq and is a predicted model, not a curated record. The coding region runs from base 45 to 839 and encodes 264 amino acids. NCBI's taxonomy places the organism in Eukaryota, Metazoa, Chordata, Actinopteri, Siluriformes, Ariidae. The transcript has 6 exons.